Molecule: messenger RNA, 3750 nt
Organism: Chelonoidis abingdonii (Abingdon island giant tortoise)
Lineage: Eukaryota; Metazoa; Chordata; Testudines; Testudinidae
Source: RefSeq, a predicted model, not a curated record
UUCCUAGGCAAAGCCCUUCCCAGAACGCAUUGUUUCUCUGGAAUAGCAACAGGUGCCCUGAAGAGUGGCCACCGCAAGGUGCUCCCUCGCAGAGGUUUGAAACUCCGUCGGGUUCUGCACAUAGCGAGGUGGUUGGUGGAGUCGGCAUUUAGCUUUGUAUGGAGUGACACAGCAUCUCUCCUGAGUGACAAUAGCUAUGUGCUGGGUGUAACGCAGCAUGUUGCUGCGCUGGGGAAUGGGGCUUCUGACCAUGCUCCAUGAGGGCUGAGGAGCCAGCUUGCUUGAAACGCUAUUCACAUAGAGCCCUGUCCCACUCAGCAACCUUCUCUGGCCAGCUGACUGUGGAGGGAGGGAAGGGGCUGCAGAGCUGGGGGUGAUCUGAAGGACCCUCCAAAAGUACCCUGAAAUAUAGUACUACUUCCAGAGAAAAGGGCCCUGAGUCGCUCUGGGUUUUACAUACACAAAGGUCCUGGGAAUCUGCCCUGGGUCCCUUCCACACUCUUGGUGACUAGAACAUUUGUCUCCAAGCAUUGAGACAGCUCCGUUUGCUUUCCCUUUCACAAGCAAAGGCUCAGCAGUGAGCCAUGUUGGAAUGUACACAAGGGGACAGUGGCUAAUUAUAAGAAGAGCUGGACUUGGCAGUCAAGAAGCUGGUGAACAAGCAGCUGUACGUGCCCACUUUCAAUGUGCAAAGGAAACAUGCAGUGGGGAGCAGAGUGAAGAGCUGAGGGAGCUCACCUGGGGUCCACUCAGAAACCUGCUUAACUUUGGGGCUGGGUUUCCUCUUUCAGAAAUCUGCAGCCACCGCCAAGGGGUCCUCCGAUGGAGUAAGGGAGCAGGGACAGAGUUGGGGAGGGAAAGAAGCAGGAUGGCUGGUUGAUGGGGAGCCCUUGGAUACACAGUGAGAUUCUCAUGUGGCAGCAGAGCCACUUUGGAGGCUAGUAAUGACUGGAUGUGGGAUUUCACCGUAGAACGAGCUGCAGCCAGUUCCCGGGGUGAGGGCUGGAGGUGUGGGAGCAACAGCGGUUACAGAGCCUCGGCAUUUCUCUUACUCUGGAGAUGAGAAUUUCUCUGAGUCCCAUUGUUGAAAUCAGAGGGUGAGUUUGCAGGUGCGUUCCAGGGACAGACUGCGUCCGGUCUGGGAUCCUUGGGCAUUCGCUAGAGGCAAAGACCCAUCUUUACUCAAGCUUGCCUGAGUGCAGCAUCAGCUUGGAGCUGGAGCAGUGCACAGGUGUCAGUAGCUGUAUGGCUUCACGGUGGUGGAGUUUGCAACUCCUGGGUGCUUGUUACCCACUUGUCCUGGAGGUGGAGCAUUGCAGGAUGGGCUGGGGGCCAUUCUGCAGUUUGCUUCCCUCUUCCUGAUCUCAGAGGAGUGAAGUGCAAGCGGUGUGCUAGACCCAGCUCGCUGCCCAGGGACUGGAAUUUCCCAUCCCAUAGCUCAGACCUGACUUCCCUCUGCCCCACACUGGCUUCUGACACCACGAGCCCACCAGGAUCUUGUGACAUCUCUGCACAUGUUGGGAAAGAAGUUGCUGAGAAUUUCCACUGAGGGAGACGGGGAGCCCAGAAUGCUCCCCAGAGCCUGCCCUGGGUAUCGUAGGUUCUGUAAAACUGCAGCUGCUCAGAGCAGUGGGGAGUGGAGCUGGGUGUCUGGUGUGAGAUCCUUCUUCUUCCUGCCCAGGACACUGAGGACUUGGAUCACUAUGAGAUGAAGGAGGAGGAGCCAGUCGACGGGAAGAAGACGGAGGAUGACGGCAUCGGGAAGGAAAACCUGGCCAUCUUAGAGAAAAUCAAACAGAACCAGAGGCAAGAUUACUUAAAUGGCGCAGUGUCUGGCUCUGUACAGGCCACUGACCGGCUAAUGAAGGAGCUCAGGGAUAUUUACCGAUCACCAAGUUUCAAGGGCGGAAACUAUGCAGUUGAACUAGUGAGCGACAGCCUGUACGAUUGGAAUGUCAAACUCCUGAAGGUGGAUGAGGACAGCGCUUUGCACAACGAUCUCCAGAUCCUCAAAGAGAAAGAAGGGAUCGACUUCAUCCUCCUGAACUUCUCCUUUAAAGAUAACUUCCCUUUCGACCCACCGUUUGUAAGGGUUGUGUCCCCUGUGCUCUCGGGGGGGUACGUUUUGGGGGGAGGUGCCAUCUGCAUGGAGCUGCUUACAAAGCAGGGCUGGAGCAGUGCCUAUUCUAUUGAAUCAGUGAUAAUGCAGAUCAGUGCCACGCUGGUGAAAGGGAAAGCAAGGGUGCAGUUUGGAGCCAAUAAAAAUCAGUACAGCCUGACGCGAGCACAGCAGUCCUACAAGUCCCUGGUGCAGAUUCAUGAGAAGAAUGUUACUGCUGAGCUGAGUUCUGCACUGCGGGCGCAGCAUACUGCUGUGAGCCCCAAGCCGAACUGUCUUCGGUGUAGCCCCUGGCCAGCUGUGUGUGGUGGGGGGGUCUUUUCUCAACUGCCCAUUCUUAUGGAUGGCCAAAGUGUGCUGAGAUCAACCCUUCUGAAAUCCCCCCAGGAGACCUGACUGGGAAAGUCCGGUACGCAAACGCCUUUGAACACCUGAAUUCCACGCUGUAAGGGAGAGGUGGUUAGCUUGCUAAUCUGCGAAAUCAAGAACAGAUUUUCCUUCAAGAAACCACAAAGUUUCUCACUUCUGGAGAACAGAUACAGAUUAUAGCUACUUGAUCCUGUGCUCAUCCUGCUGUGGGUGAGCGGUUUGUAUGUGUUUGGGGGUGGGGGCUGUCAGAAGCACUGCACUUGCUCGCAUGUGAGAUGUUGCCCAGCUCUGUAACUUGUUCUGGUUUUGUCUCUGCCAGGGCUGCUGCUCAGUAAGACAUGGGUGAGCAAAGCUCUUCUCAUUCAGGGAGGCAGCAGGUUCCGCCCUAAACUGGCUAACAGCUGGGCCAGUUGUUCUGUGCUCCCUGUAAAUGUAACAGACCAUCUCUAUCUUCUAAAUGAGAGCGGCAGGCUUACAGGCUGAGUGAGGAUGGGCUGAGAGGGCAACCCUGUUUCUGCCCCUGCAAAUCCUAGGGGUGCUGAUGAACUGAUUAUGGCAGCUGGAAUCUGUCCUGUCAUGUCGCCUCUGACUCAGUUUCAAAAGAGGUUUACGACUGCCAGUUUUACCUUUGCUGGAAGUUAACUAUGUGAACUCAGCGCCCUGGAACUGCUGAGUACAGUUGGGCUCCUGGGCCUGGAAUCCUGAGUGUGCACCAUGAUGUGAACCCUCUGGCUAUGAGCUGUGAGACCAGCACCUCAGGGAGGGCAGAUCAUCCCACAGCUGCCUCCUCUGAGCUUCCUUCCUUCCUGAAGCAGCUGCUGCUGGCAGCUCACUGUGGUAGAUGGCCCAUGGGUCUCAUCCAAUGGGGUAAACUGUCCCCUGCUGCUCAGGCACCAGGGGAGAGUGGGUGUGGUGGACAGAGUCCUCCCUGCUCAUCCUCUUGUUCACUUCCUGUUCCCAUCUUCCAUCCCUUAAACUUGGCAUUUAGAUUGUCAGUAUCUGAUGUUAGAGCUGCUCUCAUCCGAGCCCAUCAGUGUGUGGCUACACCACUCGUGCCCUAAAGCCAGACUGUCGGUAUGAACUUACUCUAAUAGGAGCUGCUAGAACUCAAAGGCACUCAGUAGCUGCCUGUUAUCUUACCCAGCAGCCCUUCUGCUUUUCACCGUCAACUGUGCAUUAGUGCUCUGGAAUUGCAGGGACCGUUUCACUGCCUGCUUUAGGCUAGUUGUGUUCACUAAAUAAAGGAAGCAGAGUAUCACUCA